AUGAAGGGUUUCGUCGGUCUCCUCGUUCUGGCAUUCGUGUCAACGGGAAUCGCUCAGAGCGCUCAGGAGCUUCUGGCGACGACACCACAAUGCGCUCUCACCUGUCUGAUCGGUCAUGUAACUAAUUCGACAUGCUCUCUGACGGAUACGCCAUGUGUGUGUUCGAACGCACCACUACAAGCCGAUAUUGCUACUUGCGUUGAGGCAAGUUGUACGACUAGGGAAGCCCUCAAAGCACAAAAUGCCACCUCAAUUCUCUGUAAUCAUCCAGUACGUGAUAUGUCUACUACCUACAGCAAUAUCUACACAACGAUGGGUGUGCUGUCUGGUGUGACCAUUGGACUUCGAAUUCUUUCCAAAUUUGUCACAAAAUCGGACUGGUAUUGGGACGAUUAUAUCAUUUUAUUCACCUUCGUGUCUGGUAUACCCUCCUCUGUAAUUGCUGGCCAGUACCUAGCCAAAUCCGGAAUAGGAAAAGAUGUUUGGAAAGUCCCCUUUGACGACAUCACGAAGUUUGGGUUCUAUUUCUAUAUCAUGGAAGUUCUCUACUUCUCCCAGGUCGUGACUAUCAAACUCUCACUUCUGUGCUUUUUCCUACGCAUCUUUCCUCAGAAGAAGAUGAAGUGGACCAUCCUAGCAACAAUUGGUGUCAAUAUCGUGUACGGCAUAACCUUCGUCUUCCUAGGGAUCUUUCAAUGCGCUCCAGUCAGCUUUUUCUGGACGAAAUGGGAUGGAGAACAAUCAGGGGUAUGCUAUCACAACAAUGCAAUGGCAUGGGCGAAUGCCUCCAUCAGCAUUCUCCUGGAUAUAUGGAUGCUCGCAAUUCCUCUCUCGCAGAUCUACAGUUUGCAACUCCACUGGAAGAAGAAGAUCGGGGUCGCUAUGAUGUUUACAGUUGGCACAUUCGUCACUGUCGUCUCAAUCAUCCGUCUACAAUCACUUGUCCACUUUGCCAAGUCUCAAAAUCCAACCUGGGAUAACUACGGCGCCGCAAUCUGGUCCGACAUCGAGAUCAACGUCGGCAUCAUAUGCGCAUGCAUGCCAUCCAUUCGAAUCCUCCUCGUCCGCACAUUCCCCAAGGCAUUUGGCUCGAGCGCCGGUACGAGCGCAAAGAACUACGCGAGCGGCUAUGCAGCAAACACGGACAAUCGCAAGCGGGGGAAUUCGAGCAGCAAGUUGGCAAGCUUUGCGAAUGAUGAUAUGGAAGGGAUCUUGUAUGAGCAGUCGUAUACUGUCGAACUCGAUAAAAUGUCGUCGAAAAGCGUGGAUGAAUUAGCGGGAAGUGUUAGGGUUUCUGCGAAGGCGAUGCAUGGGUCGGAUAUGAGAGGUUGA
This is a messenger RNA of Glarea lozoyensis ATCC 20868, 1332 nucleotides long. RefSeq names its product CFEM-containing protein. The record is from RefSeq and is a predicted model, not a curated record. Lineage: Eukaryota; Fungi; Ascomycota; Leotiomycetes; Helotiales; Helotiaceae. The transcript is spliced from 5 exons. Bases 1 to 1332 code for a protein of 443 amino acids.